This is a messenger RNA of Trichechus manatus latirostris (Florida manatee), 2344 nucleotides long. RefSeq names its product histone H2A type 3-like. The coding region runs from base 546 to 938 and encodes 130 amino acids. Gene Ontology annotation, biological process: heterochromatin formation. Gene Ontology annotation, molecular function: structural constituent of chromatin; protein heterodimerization activity; DNA binding. The record is from RefSeq and is a predicted model, not a curated record. The transcript has a single exon. Gene Ontology annotation, cellular component: nucleosome; chromatin. Lineage: Eukaryota; Metazoa; Chordata; Mammalia; Sirenia; Trichechidae.
UGACCCGGCAGCUUUUCGCCUAUUGUAUUCAGGGCCAUUAGCCUUUAAGAAACUAAACCUCAACACAAACUCAAUGAAAAACUGAGCAUGAAUUGGGGGCCUAAAAAAAAAAUGUGGCACCUACAACCCCUAACCUGAAAGAUUAAUUCCUCUGCCUUCAAACCACCAGGGUCGAUAGGGCGAUUCUCGCACAUGCAGGGAAGCGACUAAUCCCAAACACGACCCAUCACGGUCAUUUUCAAGGACACCUGCCCCUAAGGGCACACGCAGAAAGACACCACACUUUUGUCAGUGCUUGCUGCGCGCACAGGGCCGUAUGUAAAUGACGUGACUUUCAGGGUCGUUUCUGAUUGGCAAAACCUCAGGCCUCGUCACCAAUAGAAGCAGCCAAUGAGGUACAAGGAUGCAAAGUGCCUCUGUCCCACUGGCGACUGCUGCAGGCAUGGCAGCGCCCAAUGGCAGGGCUUGGAGCGCGCACUCUACAUUGCUUAUAAAACCCCACGCCUCGGUGGAGCAAGUCUUUUAGACCACGCCGUUUAGACGCCAUGUCCGGGCGAGGAAAGCAGGGAGGCAAGGCGCGCGCCAAGGCCAAAAGUCGCUCCUCCCGUGCGGGGCUGCAGUUCCCAGUGGGGCGCGUCUACCGUCUCCUCCGCAAAGGCAACUACUCGGAGCGCGUCGGGGCCGGCGCGCCCGUGUACCUGGCGGCCGUGCUCGAGUACCUGACGGCCGAGAUCCUGGAGCUGGCGGGCAACGCGGCCCGCGACAACAAGAAGACGCGCAUCAUCCCGCGCCACCUGCAGCUGGCCAUCCGCAACGACGAGGAGCUCAACAAGCUGCUGGGCCGCGUGACUAUCGCGCAGGGCGGCGUCCUGCCCAACAUCCAGGCGGUUCUGCUGCCCAAGAAGACCGAGAGCCACCACAAGGCCAAGGGCAAGUGAGGCGGCUCACCGGCCGCCCGGGCUCCCGGCCCCAGAAACCAAAGGCUCUUUUCAGAGCCACUCAAAUUGCCAGGAGAAGAGCUGGUGAUUUUUUUUCUUUUUCCUGUCUUUAUGCUGUCUUUGCACUGAAGAGAGUGAGCGCAGAUGGCUACGUGACUGAAGUUGCUUUCGCUCUAAAUAGCCUAGGCCAAUCAACGUUGGCGUAACGCAAGCAAUUUCGAUUGGGUCCACAGUGCCCUCUGGUUUCGUGGACCCGGGUGGAUGGGGGGUAGUGGGGUGAAUAAGGUGGUUAUACUGGGGUACUUAAAUUGCCGUUGAAGGGAUGCCUCCCUCACCCCCAAUUGUAGCCUGAACGUUGCUGCCCAGACCAGAGGUCAUGUGGUAGGAAAGAUCUUGGCUCAGGGCUUGUUUCUGCCGGGGGUCUCCCUCCUCCUGGUUCACUUAGGCCUCUGCCCCCAAGUCUAGGAUAUAAACCCUGCCUUUCUUUUUUAACAGCUGCCAGUGGGGUCUACUUCCCACUCACAGCCCCCCCGCCCCAAUGUGUGUCAGAGUAGAACCGUGCACCACAGGGCUGGUUUUUCUGAGGUAGAUCAAUAGGCCUUCAUCUCAAGGCAUCUCUGGGUGGACUCGAACUUACAACCUUUCAGUUAGCAGCCCAUGUCCCCGUGGCAUUGUAAGCCGCGCAACUCAGAACCCUCCUAAUCAAGCAGAUCUCGAUCCUUUGAAGCGCCAGUGGCCUCUGUGAAGUCUGGCAGCACUGACACCCUCCGCCACCCCUCCUUAGACGAGUUCCAUCCGGGAAUCUCAAGUCCACUGCCUCUGCAGUCGGUGAGUCCUGGUUGGGAUGAGGGAGACAAAGUCCAGGGAAGAGAGAAGUUCGGCAGAAAACUUCCAGCUUCCAGGAUGAUUUUUGUGUGCAGAAAGGUCGUAACUUUUUAGCAGGAACCCAGGUGGCCUCCUUUGCUGCUAACCCCAGGCGCCAGACAAGCAGAUCUGAGCUUUCCCCCAGAAUCUUCCCUUCAUUUGGGAUCCGUGUCGGGCAGUUCUGAACUUGAACAGCGGAUGAAAGGUCUCCAGGUACGUGUUAGUCCGGGUUGAGAGUCAGCUAAGAAACCUCGGAACACAGAGCAACUGGGCUGCCUGCAGAAAAGCCUUUCAGAGAAGUUUAGGGUUCCAUUCCUCCUGCUUGCUCCUUGUCUCCCAGCUCUCCACUGAGACACCCCUUCUGCGUUGUACAGGUGGGUCCCUAGGCCAGAGACUUUCUGAAAGGUUUAUUGACCUGGGUCAUAGCUGCUGGACUGCCUUGCCCAGGUAGGUUUCGGCUAACUUUUUUUUAAAAUAAACAGCUACUUGUUUUUUUUUUUUCUAUGGCUUUUUCUUUCUUUUUUAAAAUUUUUAUUUUAGGA